Messenger RNA from Paramuricea clavata, 307 nucleotides. NCBI's taxonomy places the organism in Eukaryota, Metazoa, Cnidaria, Anthozoa, Malacalcyonacea, Plexauridae. The record is from the annotation of a GenBank genome assembly.
AUGUUAGUGAUAAUCAGCACCGUUUUAUACCUGGUCGAUCAUGCACAAUUAACGCAGUUAGUACAGGUCUUGGAGUGCAUUGGCCAACAACUCGACAACGGAAAACAGACAGACAUAAUUUACUUGGACAUGAGGAAAGCAUUUGACAGAGUUCGACAUGGUGUACUUUUGGACAAACUACAAAAUAUUAAUAUUAGGGGAAACCUCCAUUCUUGGUUCUCUUCUUAUCUAUCCGGACGGAAACAACGUGUUACUGUUCCUGGCGGUACUUCAUCUUCCCUCGCAGUUACUUCAGGCGUACCUCAAG